Conger conger (European conger) is the source of this 3230-nucleotide messenger RNA. Its product is annotated as SHC-transforming protein 1-like. The record is from RefSeq and is a predicted model, not a curated record. Gene Ontology annotation, molecular function: receptor tyrosine kinase binding. Lineage: Eukaryota; Metazoa; Chordata; Actinopteri; Anguilliformes; Congridae. The transcript has 12 exons. Gene Ontology annotation, cellular component: plasma membrane. The coding region runs from base 426 to 2159 and encodes 577 amino acids. Gene Ontology annotation, biological process: intracellular signal transduction; cell surface receptor protein tyrosine kinase signaling pathway.
CAUUCAUAAAAAAAAGGAAAAAGUUCAUUCAUGAAAAUUGCAACAUCCUGCGCCUGCACUCAGAGCAGAGCUGUGUAGCAGUGAAGAUGACCUGGCCUGUGAGAGACAGAGGAGCCUGAGGGGGGAGACCGGAGCGUCCGACAGGGGCCACAAGUGUGAGGGGAGAGAGGUGUGUGUGCGCCGUGUGGCCUGUGUGUGUAUCUGUGUAUGUUCGUGUGUGUGUGUGUGUGUGUGUAUCUGUGUGGAGUGCCUGUGAGAAUUAACGUGUGUGUGUGUGUGGAGACUGCAGUGAAUGCCAUGGACUGCCUGAAGAGAAGUGGACCAGCCAAUGAAAUGGGACAAGACCGCAGAACUGGUUUAGAUACCGCACGAGACGGUAGUGAGCAAGCGGACCUGGUUUGGGAAGCUUCCCCCUGUCUCUGGCUAUGAGAGAAGCGACCCGUCUGAAUCCCAGCGCACCGCGUGUAGGACCCUUCUCGCAGAUAGACAUGCUGCACCGCACCAAGUACAGCCGCUUCCGCAACGACUCCCUCACCUCCCUGGAGGACUGCCCUCCCAACACCGCGGCCUUGACAGCGACCACUAAAGCGGCUCCCUGCCCGGCCUCCUCAGUGACCUCCCUGUGCGGCUCGCCCGUGUCCGGCUACCCCCCCCACCGGGACACUUUGGGUUCCCCCGAGGAAGGCACCUCCACCCUCUGCACCUUCAUACCCCGGAUGGCCAACAUCAAGAUCUCCAGCCCUGGGACUCUGCUGGGGCUAAAGAGCCUGGCUCUGGCCUCUAGAGAGGGGCCUCGGGGUAAACUGUCCCCAGACUGUGGGACGGCCAAGCCCCAGCACCACCUCUCUGGGUACCUGCCCCCCUCCUCUCACCUCCGACAGGGGUUCGGGGACGGCAAGCUGGCUGUCCGGACCGAGGUCUUCCGCUCUUCCCCUCUCAAGCCCACCGCGGGGACAGAGUGUCCCACCCUGGACGUUCUGGAAUCGGGAAUGACCUAUCAUAUCAAGUACAUGGGCUGUCUGGAGGUGGUCCAGUCCAUGAGGAUGCUGGACUUUGAAACGAGAACACAAGUCACACGGGAAGCCAUAAGUCGUCUGUGCGAGUAUGUGCCAGGUGCAAAGACGGCAACCAAGCGGAAGAAGCCCGCAAGUAAAGGAUUGUCAACCAUUCUGGGCAAGAGCAACUUGCAGUUUUCUGGGAUGAACAUCAAACUCAACAUCUCAACAGACAGUCUGAGUUUAACAACUCUGGACUCCCAGCAGACUAUUGCCCACCACCACAUGCAGGCCAUAUCCUUUGCCUCCGGAGGAGACCCUGACACAACCGAUUAUGUCGCUUACGUCGCCAAAGAUCCGGUUAAUCAAAGGGCUGUUCAUAUAUUGGAAUGUCCAGAAGGAUUGGCCCAAGAGGUGAUACACACUAUCGGACAAGCUUUUGAGCUUCGUUUCCGACAGUUCCUAAAGAACCCCUCCUCUCUCAUUGCGACCAAGCAAAGGGCAACGGAAGCAGGCGGCGGCGGAAGCCGGGGUCAGGAGAGCGCCGAGGUCCACGAGUAUUAUAACGAGAUACCCGGCAAAGAGCCGCCCCCGGGUGGGCUACUCGAUAUGCGGGUCGGACCGAAAGCACCGCAGCAGCCCCCCAGUGGCAGCCAGGCAGAAGAAGACGAUCUGCGAAGACCGGGAUGCCCGGAGCACUUGAACGUGUAUGAAAAUUGCUCUCUCACGCACAUGCAACUUCCAUCUGCAGAUUUGGAGAAGGGCGUUCCCGUGCUCCUGCCGGACAGUAAGGAGGCGGCGUACAGCACACUGGGGGAGGAGGGUGGCCCCGUGCCGGGCGGGCCUGCACAGGCCCUGGAGCCGCUCCAGCUGGAGGUGUGGUACCACGGCAGCCUGAGCCGGCGGGAGGCUGAGAGCCUGCUGAAGCACAGCGGGGACUUCCUGGUGCGGGAGAGCACUUCCUCCCCCGGCCAGUACGUCCUGAGCGGCCUGGAGGGGGGCGCUGCCAAACACCUGCUGCUGGUGGACCCGCAGGGAAUGGUGAGGACAAAGGACCACAUAUUCGACAGUGUGGGACACCUGAUUCGCUAUCACAUGGACAAUCAGAGACCAAUCGUCUCUUGUGGGAGUGAGCUGUGCCUGAAACAGCCGGUCAUUCAUUAGUGGUCAUUCAAAAACAGUGACAGUGUUCAGACUGGAUAUUAAACAGUGGACUUAAUCAUUCUAUCUUUGAUCGAGCGUUCUGGCACAUUCUACCAAAAGGACAAAGUGUUCAGACUGUAACUUGCAUGGUCAGACUUUUUAUCACAGUCAUACAUAGAUAUUCUACUUUUUUUGGCAGUUGUAUUUUUACCAUUGUAAUUUUGGGUUGGAAGUAAAAAAAGAGUACUUGCAUUUGACAAAAGAAAAAGAAGAAUAGCAGGUGACAUGUGGCGUGCAUUCUGUGUUUAUGCCUCAAAGCACAAAGCUGUAGAGCAAGUGGCUGGCUGAUUGACUUUAGUCUCUGUGUUGGUGAAAAUGGUUAUUUUUCUGCUCCUGAAAAUGUGCCUUGAUGCAGUAUUCAGCUUCAGGGGCAGGUUUGCCAGGUUUGUACAGAUUGUACAAUAUAGUGUAUAUCACUGAAUAGUGUAUAUUCAGUCCUGGUCCUGGAGAGCAGCAGGGUCUGCUGGUUUUUGUUUUCGCCUUAAUAUCAGCAACUAAUUCAGACCCAAGAAACAAGGCGAGGUGAGUUAACUGUGCAAUUAAGUGUUUUAAUAGACCAGUUGUGUGUAGAGUUACACCCUGCACCUCUCCAGGACCAGGAGUGAGGACCACUGUUGUAUAGCAUCUGACACACCGCAAGGCUUAGCCCAUGAUAGACAGCCAAUGUAUAAGAUAGUUUAAUAAAUAACAUUAAUUUGAGGACACUUUAACAAUUACAAUAUAUUUUUUAUAUUUAUAAUAGAAGCUUUGGUCUGAGUACUAUGUCAAAUUUAUCCACCAUAUACUGUACAUCUCUGUUUGUCAUUAGCAGUAAGCUAAUAUAGAGUUCUAAAAUAUGCAAGGUCUAUUGGAAAUGUAUACAAAUGUUUAUUUUUGAAAAUCAUUAUAAUAGUAGAAGCAUAUCUAGCACAAUGCUGGAUAGUGGUAUUGCUUAUUGAUUUUAUUUUCAUACACACAGAACCUGUGGACCAAGGCAUUGCUCUGUGCAUGUGUGCAGAUGAAAUAAAAUUAACUGACGCCAGUGCAAGUCCA